Messenger RNA from Nicotiana tabacum (common tobacco), 1665 nucleotides. NCBI's taxonomy places the organism in Eukaryota, Viridiplantae, Streptophyta, Magnoliopsida, Solanales, Solanaceae. The record is from RefSeq and is a predicted model, not a curated record.
AUGGAGAUUUCAAAUUUCACAACAAAAUCUUUCUUUCUUGUCAGCAAUAUUCUUGGCUUCCUCUUAUUUGGCAGAAUUUAUCUCUGUAGUGCUACAGAGACUGAUAUUCAUUGCUUGAAAUCAAUAAAAGAUUCAUCACAAGACCCUUUCAAUUCUUUGGACUCUUGGGAUUUCAGCAAUUCUACUGAAGGUUUCAUCUGCCGUUUUAUAGGAAUUGAAUGCUGGCAUCCUGAUGAGAAUAAGGUACUGAACAUCAUGCUUUCCAAAAUGGGAUUAAUAGGUGAAUUUCCACGUGGCAUUCAAAAUUGCACAAGCUUGACUGGUUUAAAUAUAUCAAAUAACAACUUGUAUGGAACUAUCCCUUCUGAUAUAUCAGUGAUACUUGAACAUGUCACAACACUUGAUCUCUCAAACAACACAUUUUCUGGCAAUAUACCACCUGAUAUAGCUAAUUGUGCCUACCUUAACAUUCUAAAGUUGGAAAACAAUAAUCUAGAAGGUGAAAUUCCAAGCAGAAUAGGCGAUUUGGUUCGCCUUAAGACGUUCAGUGUAGCCAACAAUCCAGGGAUUUGUGGGGAGCCCUUGAAUAAAUGUGAGGAUAUUUCAGAGGAUAAGUGGAAAGAUACUUGUUCAUUCAUCCAAGGAAAGACUAUCAACAAGAUAAUAUUCUCAGUGAACAAAUGGAAGCUGAGGUCAAAGCAACAUGUAACUUCAGCUAAAUUGAGCAGCAACCACAAGAUACUAAAACUGGAGAAGUUUGUUAGUAGAAUGAGUUUCAUGGAGCUGGAAAAAGCAACUUCUGGUUUUAGUGAAGACUAUUUAGUAGGAAAUGGAAUGUUGGGCAAAGUGUACAAAGCAAUUCUACCAAAUGACUGGACACUUGCUAUCAAGAAGUUCAAUGAUUGGGAAAAUUUGGAGGAAGAGUUUGUCUCUGAGAUUACAACUCUUGGUGGUCUGAGGCAUCAGAACUUAUUGCCUCUUAUAGGUUUCUGCGCUGAAAAGGAAAAAAGACUUCUUGUUUACAAAUACAUGCAUAAUGGAAAUCUUCAUGAAUGGCUGCACUCGACCGAAGAUAAUGCCAAGAUUUUGGACUUCCAUUUGAGGGCUAAGAUUGCGCUUGGGGUAGCAAAAGGCCUGGCUUGGCUUCAUCAUGGGCACGAAUUACACGUUACACACGGGAGCAUAAGCACACGGUGUAUAUUGCUAGAUCAAUAUUUUGAACCUAAAAUAUCCAACUUUUGGGAAGCCAAAUUUUGGAGUAAGAAUGACACUGCAUUAAGUUGGAGUCUUUUUCCAGUAGCUGAAUAUUCAGGUUUAGGUUCUUACAAGCAAGACAUCUACUGUUUUGGUGUUGUGCUUCUUGAGCUGGUAACUGGGAAGGAACCAUAUGAAUUGACCAGCUCGAGAAAUCUAUUUGAUCACUCGCCUUGUCUACUUGAUGCAGAUAGACAUUUGCUUGGAAAAGGAGUCGACGAUUUAACCCUCCAGUUUCUUGAAUUAGCUUGUAACUGUGUGAAGUUCUUUCCUAAUAAAAGGCCAACAGUGUUGGAAGUGUAUGACACACUGAGGUUAAUUUCUCAGGGUCGAACGGACUUGGUUAAUCCUACUCUUGCAACUUUAUGCAAGGCGGAGUUUGGUUUUUCUGGGGUGAUAGUGGAAAGUUGA